UCACCUCCAGACGGUUUCAGUCGGGCAGGGGGGCGGGCUUACAGUGCACACCUGACGGACAGACUCCACCCUUCCUCUGCCUCACUCCUCAGACAAUGUUGUUGGCACUUAAGUAGUGGCACGGCAUCCUGUUUUUGUUUGACAUACAUAAGAAAAAACACAAAGUUUGGCAUCACAUUUUGGCAUCAACGCGAUGACUGACAGCUGAAAACCAGCCGUUUGUCAACACUAUUUUUACAGCACACAUGUUGAGAUACAUGGUCUUCACUGGACAGGAAGGAGAUGGAAACUGAAAUCUAAAAAGUAACUAAAGGUAACAUGAUGGAGGUGGCAGGUCCCUGGACAGAAGUAUUUGAGGGCUCAGAGAUGUCUGGAGGAUCAGAGACAUUACUGGGGAGCUCCACUCUGACUCUGGCUCCUCUGGUAGCUGAUUCUCCGUCCAUACGGCGCUCCCAGCCUAUCCUGAUCACCUUAAACAGGGCGAAAGGCGUCGCGUCAUUCUCUUCCUCAAUACCCAACCCCUUUCCAGAGCUGUGCAGCACCUCCAAGUCUCCAGUGCUCAUGAAUUCACUUCCAACCCAGUCGAGUAACAAACAUCUGAUCAAGGUGUAUGGCGAGGACAGCCACAGCAGGUCGGUGUCGGUGUCUCGAGCGGCUACAGCCAGAGAGGUGUGUCACAUGUUGGUGCAGACGGCUCACUGCAGCGAUCAGGAGAACUGGGCCCUCAUGGAGUUCCAUCCCACGCUGGGCCUGGAGAGAUGUCUGGAGGACCACGAGGUCGUGCUGGAGGUUCAGGCGACCUGGUCUCUUAAAGGAGACACGAGGGUCGUUUUCUGCAAAAACUACGCCAAGUACGAGUUCUUCAGGAAACCAAUGCUCUUCUUCCCAGAGAGCAUGAUCUCCGACAGCGCUGAUGUCAGUAAGGGGAUGACAUCCUCAGAUCUCAUUCAGAACCUGCUGAAGUCUGGGACGUGUCCAGAGAUUCAGGGUUUCCUGCAGUUCAAAGAGCCCAGUCGUAAAGCCUGGAAGAAGGUCUACUUUUUCCUCCGCCGCUCCGGACUCUACUGCUCCACCAAGGGCUCCUCCAAGGAGCCUCGACACCUGCAGUACGUGGCUGAUCUGGAUGAUUUAAACGUGUACACUGUGGUGAACAGCCGUAAACUGUACGGGGCGCCAACAGAAUUCACUUUCUGCAUCAAGCCUUGCAAAAAUCCCGUCCGCACUCAGGACCUGAAGAUCCUGUGUGCUGAGAACGAACAGACACGAACGUGUUGGACGUCCGCUUUCAGACUGUUUAAGUAUGGGAAGCAGCUUCAGUGUAACUACCAGUUAUCCAAGUCGGCCCCACGCAGCCUGGAAGGAACCAAACUCACAGAUGUCAAAUCUAAGUCCGAGGCGAGCCUGGUGGCCAUGGACUUCUCAGGGAAGGCCGGCGGGCGGGUCAUCCAGAACCCUAUGGAGGCCCAGAGCGCAGAGAGGGAGGAAGGACAAGCCUGGAGGAGGAGAGAAGCCCUGAGGUGCAGCCUGCCCGACUCAAACGCCACCGCGAGACCGUCCUCCAUCCACAAGUCCCAGCCGUGGUUUCAUGGUGGCGUGUCCAGAAAGGAAACGCAGAGACUGAUAGAAAAGCAGGGCCUAGUAGACGGGAUGUUCCUAAUCCGUGAGAGCCAGCAGCAUGCCCAGUGCUUUGUGCUCUCGCUGUGUUACAAGCUGAAGACCAAACAUUACCUGGUGAUCCCUUGUGAGGAUGGAGGCAGGAAGUACUUCACCAUGGACGACGGCCUGACUCUCUUCAUAGACCUCUUGCAGCUGGUGGAGUUCCACCAAAUCAACAGGGGCAUCCUCCCCGUCUGCCUCAAACACCCCUGCGUCUGCGUAGCACUAUGAAGCCUUUACAGUUUGUGAACUCUUCCCUGUUGCUCCUGUAAUGUUACCUCCCCCCUCGGCCUCAGAAUCAGGCACCUUCAAGUCUAAAGUUUGAGUCCUAGUCCUCAGAUUGUGUUGAUAUCUAUUAAGCACAGCUGAUGAAGAGCAGUUUGUCGACUGGAUCCUGUGGCAGAGCAGUGCAAAGUGUAGUUUGUGUGAUAAUGUUAUCAAGGUUGUCAGACAUGGACUCCCGGGAAGCAUUGAAGCAUAUUGUCCGCCCCUCCUCCACCUCGUUAAGUAUUUUUUUAUUAUUCAGACUUCAGCUCCAGACACUGGUUGUUUUUUAAAUUUUUAAUUAAUGAGCUGCCGUCCCCGUGGCGACGACUUAAUUAGCCAUGUUGGUACAGACUUUUAGUGCACCUUGAUCCAUGCAGCCAUGAUGAGAGGUGGAGGACGUGCAGGCGGUGUGUGAGGGCAGCAGGAGGACGCUUUAUUGAGCGAUUGGAGCCACCAGAGGGCACUCUGAGUCAAAGCUCAGAAGAGGAAUUUAUUUGUUGUUGUUUUUCAGCUGUGUUAUGUAAGAAAUGAACACAAGUGUUUUGUUAUUAACAUUGUGAUAUUAUAAUCGUGAAAAUGUCCCAGGUUGCAAUCAUGUAGCAUGUCAAUCCUCACUCUUGACUGUGUGAAGUUUUGUACGUUAACUUUCUUAUUUGUGCCUUAAAAACAUUCUCAUAUUUUAAUUAGAACAAACUUUAAGUACUUUAACUUUCAAUGCUAUAUUUGCACAUUGAUGGUGAAGAGGAACUGCCUUUUCUUGUGAUGUUUAAACAACCAAAUAACAUGAAAGGGUUUUACAUGCAACGUUUUUAUCUAGGCACUCUGAGCAAACUGCUGAGGAAGACCAUAAGAUUUGGUUAAAGCUCUGGAAAAAGCUAGUAAGCAGUUUAAGACCUUUUGGUAACGCUUUAUUUUACAGGCUCGUUAUUUUCCACAUUUAAAAAAAUGUAAAAGAUUUUCUAAGAAGUUUCCUUGUGAGUAAUAAUGAGCAAGAAAGGUGAGACAUUGCAAGUUUAAGUCAAUUCUCAUUAUAAUUAUAAAGUCAGCUGAAGUCUAUAGACAAAUAGAAUAAAGUUAAUUUCAUAUAAUUAAUGCCAAAUGACAUUUAGUUAAAGGUAACUUUUUGAAAAUAACACCUGUAAAAUGCAGUGUUCUAACCUUUUUGUUAUCGUUGGUUGUGUAAACAUGUUUUCUUUUCCUUUGAAUAUUUGCACUUACUUGCUUUUUAUCAUCAAGAUCCAUUUCUUAAAAUGUCAGCAUACAUACACAUAUUGGCAUUAUUCAUUCAGUCCAAAGUCUACUGUUUUCACACUUUUUAAAAGAAUUAAUUAGGUUUGUUAGUUUUAUAUACUUUGAAUGUUUUGUGCCCUUCUCAGCCCCGUUUUAUAUGUUGAAUAAAUAAUUUUCUUAAAUUAAAAAUAUUGUUUAUGUAGUUAAAUCUAAACCAAGACUAUGGAGCUAAAUCUGGGCCAAUAGAAUUCCACAACUAAAUCAAAAAUAAUAUUCAACCUGAACACAUUUUUCCUACACUUAUU
Molecule: messenger RNA, 3458 nt
Organism: Cottoperca gobio
Lineage: Eukaryota; Metazoa; Chordata; Actinopteri; Perciformes; Bovichtidae
Gene: grb7
Product: growth factor receptor bound protein 7
Exons: 16
Coding region: 319-1887 (522 amino acids)
Biological process (GO): signal transduction
Source: RefSeq, a predicted model, not a curated record